Messenger RNA from Hydractinia symbiolongicarpus, 4118 nucleotides. Its product is annotated as M-phase phosphoprotein 8-like. Gene Ontology annotation, molecular function: protein binding. NCBI's taxonomy places the organism in Eukaryota, Metazoa, Cnidaria, Hydrozoa, Anthoathecata, Hydractiniidae. The coding region runs from base 60 to 3446 and encodes 1128 amino acids. The transcript has 13 exons. The record is from RefSeq and is a predicted model, not a curated record.
UUAAAUCUAUUAUUUUCUUAGAUAUAUAUAUAUAUAUAAAUAUUGUAACAACAAUUAUAAUGGAUGACAGUUCUGAUAAUGAGAAUGUAUUUGAGGUGGAGAAAAUAAUUGAUGUUCGACUUGAUGAGAUUGGACGUAGCCGCUUAUAUCGUGUCCGUUGGAAAGGAUGUGGGAGUGAUGAUGAUACAUGGGAACCAAAAUCUAAUCUUCUAACCUGUGAUGAAUUACUGCAGAGAUUUGAAGAAGAAAGAAGUGCAAAGAAGGAGAGAAAGAAACAGAAAAAGAAAAAAAAAUCCCAGUCAAAGGUUGACAUUCCAGUGGUGAUGGUUAAAGCUGAACCAGAGGAUUAUUCAGAUUUUGAAGACGCAAAAUCUAAGAAAAACACACGUAAUCCAUCUACACUUGCAAAUCUGACUUCUCCGGUUUCAAGUAAUGCUUCAAGUUUUGACAAUGAUUUUGAUUUAUCAGGAAUGACGAGAAAACAACGACAGGCUUACGAAAAACUUAUGGAAGAGUCUCGGCUGGAAGCGGAAUGUGCAAAUAACAGCAUAAACAAUGAGUCGUUAAAGCGAAAAAGUGAUGCAGUGGCUACUAAGAAGCCUACAACAAAGAAAAAUAAGGCUCGUCUUGCUAGUGAUUCAGACUCUGAAAAUUUGAAUAAUACAAUUGUCAAGAGAAAAAAGAAGGGAGUUAAAAAACCUGUGAUUGAUGACUCAUCAGAAACAGAAUUGUCAGUGCUCACAACUUCUAAACCAAGUGAAAUUUUAAAUGAAGUAUUUAACAAACAUACAACAUCAUCUGUGGUCAGAACACCAUCCACAACUGGAGUAACGUCCCAAGCUGGACAAGUAACUCCAACUAAGACAGUACAUCUAACUAAAACAACAUCUCAAGCUAAAAUGUUAGACAGUAGUAAAAGCACUAUCCCAAGUCCUCAAGUUGGGAAAUUAUGUCCAGUUCAGACUGAUGAAUAUGUUCCACUAUUAGAUCAACUUAAAAGUAAAACAGAAACUACCUUACUUCCAAUGUAUCCCUCACCGGAAAAAAACCAAUCAAUUUUUAAUAAUAGCAAUUCAAGUAAGGCAAAAAAUAUGCACUCAAAGCAAACAGAGAGUGUAAAUUCAAUUCAAUCAGAGAAUCUUAAUUUAAUUCAGACAGAAAAUGUAAAUUCAACUCAAAUCGGGAAGGGAGAUACAGCACUACAAGCAAAACCCAACAAGGUAAAUGAAAAACUAAAAAACCUUCGAGCGCUAGUUAAAAUCAAUUCUGUUUUGGAAAAGAUACCGCUGUCAACACAAUCCAACACAUUGAGUGGUUUACCAGUGACAACAAACUUUGCAGAUAUAUUGAAAAAUAGUUCUUCUACUGUUACCAAUGAAAAUUUAAGUAAACAAUUAGGUUUGACCGAAAAAAAUUUUAUGCAAUCAAGUGAAGAAAAUACAAAGUCAACCACAGUUUCCGAAAAAAAUGUGCAAAACGAUCAAGUGGACCAAGGCGAAAAAGUAAACACUGUACACUUCUUAGUGCAAAAUGGUAGUUCUGGUGAUAUUGCUAGUAAGACAGAAAUAAGUAAGAGAGAAAAGAAUAAUAGCCAUGGGAUAGAGAAUAUCUCAAAACAAGAAAAUAGGCAAGAAACUGGAAGUGAUGGCAAAUUAAAAAAUACAAGUGAAAUCGAUAUUACAAAACUAAACAAAAAUGAUACUGACAAACAAACUAAUAAUCAUACGUUGGAAGAACUGCAUACUGUAAAACAUACCUCUACUCAUAAAAAUAAAAACAAUACUUCAACUUAUACACAGCAAUCAACACAAAAAAAAUUGACAAAUGAUGAUUCAUCUCUUGCAACUACAACGCAAUCAGUGUCAUCUCAAUCUUCGAAUUUGUCAAACAAAAAGACACUACAUAGAAGCUCAAGUAGUCCUGCAGUCGGUACAAAGGACGUUUCGAAGAAAAUACAAGAAAAAAAUUUGAAAGAUAAGUCACGAAAAAUUUCUGUUCGUGAAUAUCAAGCAAAACAAAAGAAAAAGAAUACACCGGAUGAAGGAGGUGGAAUUGUGUUAGAUUUUAUGAAAAUUAAUACUGAAACUGCAGUGCCCAAACUAAGAACGAACUCAGUGGAUAGAGCAACAAUUAUACCUUCUAAAAAAACAGUUGAAAGGGUAAAUAGUACUGAUAAGCCACAAGAAAAAGCUCGAAGUGUUCCCCAAUUUAGUCCUUCUACGAAUGCUGAUGUACUAGGUAAUAUACUCGAAUUAAUUGAAAUGCCAGUUGAAAAUGAGGCUGAACAAAAUGUAAAUAGAGACGAGAGUAAUGAAACUGGCUCACAAGAAGAGAAUCAGUCAAUCACAGAAAGUGAAGAAGACAUCAUAUUAGAAGAAGACCCGGACGAAGAUGGCGAUAUUGAUGAUGAUUUAGAUGAAUAUUCAGGAGACGAAGAUGGAAUGUUAAUGUAUACUGAACAAGCUAGUACCAGGCCAUCACACCUGAAUAUACCUGGAGCCAACAGCAAAGUUUUAGACAACCUGAUUGUCUUCCAAGCAAUCCUUCAAGGAGAUUAUACCACUGUCAUACAAUGUAGGAUGGCUUCCAAUAUGAUUGACCAGUAUGUAAGUGAAGAAGAAACUCUUCUAAUGAAAGCAGUUCGAGAAUGUGCUCCAGAUAUGGUGCAGAUUUUGCUGGAAAAGAAAGCCGAUCCUAACAAGGCCAAGACCAAUGGUGUGACACCGUUAAUGGUUGCAGUUCGUUAUAAACAAAAGGGGCUAGUGUCUUUGCUGAUACAGAAUGGUGCAAAAUUAAAUCUUCAAACUGUUAAUGGUGAAACAGCUUUAAUUAUGGCUUGUAAGGCUGGUUACAUGGAGAUUGUACACGUGUUGUUGAACAGUGGAGCGGAUGUAAAACCAGCACUCACCUAUUUAGAGAAAAAUGUAGCUAUACCUUCACAUCCACAGCAUUUACGACCAAUGUUGCAACACGCACUCAAUGCUCAUUCGGAAAGGUUACGGGAGAUUACGGAGACGAUGUUACGAGCUCUGAUUGAUACACCUAAAUUACAAUUGGGACCUUCUUUGAUGAGUUGUAGAACUCUUUCGCCUGACGAGCUGAACGAGCAUGAUUUCUAUUUCAAAUGUGACGUUAAUGCCGCAGAACCACGAAUCAACGUCCUUAUGCUCGCUCUUCCUGCUCUCUUUAAAAAAGAUGGAAAUAUUACAAUCGAUUUUGACAGUAUUAAAUAUCCGGUCGACGAAGUAUAUCUAAAUAAAGAAAAAGCUAUCACAGUUCUACCGGGAAACAAAUCACUUUACUUCCUCCAUCCAGAUUUUGGUGGUCGCGUGAACAUCUUAAAAAUUAAAACUACAUGCCCUAACAAAGUCCUUGUAUGUGUGUACGCAUUAACGUUUGGUAAGUUUGACCAAGCAUCAGCAGCACGUAUCGUUACUCAUCCUUAGCAAAGUCCUUUCGUGUAUAUGUACGCAUUCACGUUUGGUAAGUUUGACCAAGCAUCAGCAACACGUAUCAUUACUCAUCCUUAACAAAGUCCUUUUGUGUAUAUGUACGCAUUGACGUUUGGUAAAUUUGACCAAGCAUCAGCAACACGUGAUGCAAACAAACAAAGCUUGUUUCUUUCUCAGUAGAACGUUGUUCUUCGCUCAUCAGACUUCCAAAUAGGAAGUCGCGUUUUCAUUAGGAUUAGAAUUGUUUGAGCCUUUUGCAUUAUAUUAGUUGGUGCGAUAUCACAUUAGCAAUCUGUAUACCUCGAUAAAUUUGAAGUGUUCGUAUUAUGAUAGUUUUAAUAUUUUCAUGACAUUUACUAAUCGUGUUAAUGAGAGUUUUAUAGUUGGAAUUUCGUUUCUUUUUUGUACUUGUUUCAGCGUUGACACUGCGGUUCCAUAGUGAUAACGCAUGCAACUAAUCGCAUGUUUUCAUGUUUUUAUAUAAAUAUGUCAAGAAUGUGAAAGAUCUUAUAGCUUUUUUAUACAUGUGAUUCCGUUAUUUUAAUGAGAUAGGCAUUAUUGUAUAUAUUAUUAUAUUUAUAUAUAUCUGAGUUUAUUUAAGUACACAUUUAUGGACAUUUUUUUCCUUCACAUGCUAAAAAAGAAAAGAAUAAAAAGUAAUAUUAA